This is a messenger RNA of Pollicipes pollicipes, 1398 nucleotides long. RefSeq names its product fibroblast growth factor receptor 4-like. Gene Ontology annotation, biological process: protein phosphorylation. Gene Ontology annotation, molecular function: ATP binding; protein kinase activity. Gene Ontology annotation, cellular component: neuron projection. The transcript is spliced from 11 exons. Lineage: Eukaryota; Metazoa; Arthropoda; Thecostraca; Pollicipedomorpha; Pollicipedidae. The coding region runs from base 1 to 1398 and encodes 465 amino acids. The record is from RefSeq and is a predicted model, not a curated record.
AUGUGCCAGCUGGUGAUCCGGAACUCACGUCCGUCGGACGCCGGCAACUACGGCUGCCACGUGAUCUGGCCGUUGCCGGAGCGGUGGCAGAACUACAGCCUCCAGGUCACCAGAGCCGACUAUGACGACAGCUACAGAGACGACUACGGCGACGAGCCGGCCGAGCGGGACGGCGGCAGCGCGGAGGAGGUCACGGACCUCUGCGCUGUCGUCGAGCCCGGUUGCCCGCCGCCACGCGUCCACUGGCUGUACCAGGGCCGGCCGGUGCUGCAGGUGCCGCACGUAGCCGACGUCGCCACGUUCGGUGGCGGCUGGCUCCGCCUGGCCAUGGCCGGCCACUUCCAGGAGGGCAGCUACACCUGCGUGGCCGAGAACGCACUGGGGAGCGUGCGCCACACCUUGGAGCUCGUGACUACCACGGACGGUCUGUACAAGGACCCGGUGAUCGAGCCGGGGUACCCGCGUAACGUGACGUCGCUGGCCGGCUCCAACGUGACGUUCGAGUGCCCCAGCUCCUGGGACUUCAACAUGGACCUCUUCUGGACGUUCACGCGCUCGGGCACCUUUGAGGUGCACAAUAUGUCCGACAUGAGCUACACCAUCCAGUUCGCCAUCAGCGUUCACAAGGUACGCGGCGACGACAGCGGCUUCUACACCUGCCUGUUGUACAACCACAUCGGCUUUGACAUGGCGAACGCCCACCUGCGCGUGGUGGAAGAGGUGCCGCGGGCGGCGCUGCCCAUGCGGCCUGCCAACGCCAGCGCGCUGCUUGGCUCGCGCGUGACGCUGGAGUGUCCAGCUGCGGCCGCCGCCACCAGCGGCGAAGUCAUCUGGCUGCGCUCCGAGACUGGCGCGGUCCAGCUGACGACGCCGCGGCAGUUGGAGCAGGCCAGGCAGCACGCGCUGUCCAGCUCAGAGGUUGACGGCAGUCGCUUCAACACGUCCUCGCCGCCCCGUCUGAUCAUCACGAACGUGACGGCCAACGACUCGGGGUACUACGUCUGCGUCGUCCACACUGCCUGGGACGUCGCAUACGCCUCGGCCUAUGUCGCAGUGGCGGAGGCAGCCAAGGAUGUACGGCUCAUCCGCACCUUGACCAGGCGCGUGGUGAUCGAGGCGUCGCCAGAGGAGUUCGCCGUGCCCGUGGUGCGCAUCGAGCCGUGCAGAGCGUCGGAGGGUGGCGCGGCGUCGCCCGCCUACCUGCUGCCGCCGGACCCGGCCUGGGAGGUGGCGCACGAUCGGCUCCAGCUGGCCGACUGUCUGGGCGAGGGCUGCUUCGGCCGCGUGGUACGCGCCCGCCUGCGGCCGGCCGGCCGGCAAACGCACCCCGUCCGCGUCGUCGCCGUCAAGAUGUUGAAAGCUGACUGGUCUGAGGCUGCGGGCAGCGGCGGCCGGUGA